AGGUGUUGUACAAUUAUUUAAUGCUGUCAGGACACACCAGAAGAAGGUUGAUGAGAAGGUGAAGAAAGCUGGGAGCUCUGAGAGGCAGCGUGCUAAACUGCUGUCAUCUGUUUCAAAGAAGGAUUUCAUCGAUGUGUUAAGAAACGCGGAGGGUGCUAAAGGAAGCAAGAAUCCUGCUGGAAAGGCCACGAAAAGUAAACAGGGUGAAGUGAAAUCCGAAGAGGGGCCAGAAUGGAACAUACUGCGUGAUGACUUCAUGAUGGGAGCCACUAUGAAAGACUGGGACAAGGAGAGUGAUGGAGAGGGCAGUCCUGAGCAAGGAGGUGGUCUGAAACAAGAAGAUGACAGUGACUGAAUGAAACCGAAAACCAUUCAAGAUAUUUUAUCUUAGCUUGGGAUAAAAAGUCAGCAUUCUGUGAAUGUACAACACUUGGAGGUUAUAUCUUUUUUUUAAAAAAAAGACUUGCACAACUUCAGAGUGUUUUCUUCUCCACGUUAAACUUUUAUUUAAUAUAGCUUCAGUUGCUAUACUGAAAUCCUGAAAUAUUUUCCAAAACAUGUAUAAUUUUCAGCAUAUUUCCAAAACAAUUUGUACAGUCAAAAUAGUGGCACCUGCCCAAUGAAAGAACCAUUUUGCCAAGGUCAUUAAAAGUUUAUACAUUAGUCAUGGCAAUUGAUGUAUUAGUGUGCCUGCAUUUCCAAAUCAGUGUUGCACUUUGAAAAGUUGUUAGCAAUUUGCGAUAGAAAUGGCUCACAGUAAACACAGAAAUACUGUCACCUUGUAAAGUUA
Merops nubicus (carmine bee-eater) is the source of this 790-nucleotide messenger RNA. RefSeq names its product RRP15-like protein. Lineage: Eukaryota; Metazoa; Chordata; Aves; Coraciiformes; Meropidae. The transcript has 2 exons. The record is from RefSeq and is a predicted model, not a curated record. Gene Ontology annotation, cellular component: preribosome, large subunit precursor. Gene Ontology annotation, biological process: maturation of LSU-rRNA; maturation of 5.8S rRNA. The annotation marks the transcript as partial.